This is a messenger RNA of Rosa chinensis, 1282 nucleotides long. Its product is annotated as polyubiquitin 4. Gene Ontology annotation, molecular function: ubiquitin protein ligase binding; protein tag activity. The coding region runs from base 119 to 1267 and encodes 382 amino acids. The transcript is spliced from 2 exons. Gene Ontology annotation, cellular component: nucleus; cytoplasm. NCBI's taxonomy places the organism in Eukaryota, Viridiplantae, Streptophyta, Magnoliopsida, Rosales, Rosaceae. Gene Ontology annotation, biological process: protein ubiquitination; modification-dependent protein catabolic process. The record is from RefSeq and is a predicted model, not a curated record.
GCCCCUUCGCUUCCUCACAGUUUCACAAAACGCCUUCUACUCGAGCCUAAUUUCUCUGAAUCUCAAUUUCCUUUCAAUUUCAAAUCCCCCUUUUCUCGAUUCAAUCUAAUCUCAAAUCAUGCAGAUCUUCGUGAAAACCCUGACCGGCAAGACCAUCACCCUCGAGGUCGAGAGCUCUGACACCAUCGACAACGUCAAGGCCAAGAUCCAGGACAAGGAGGGCAUCCCUCCGGACCAGCAGAGGCUCAUCUUCGCCGGUAAGCAGCUCGAGGACGGCCGCACCCUCGCCGACUACAACAUCCAGAAGGAGUCUACUCUCCAUCUGGUCCUCCGUCUCAGGGGAGGCAUGCAGAUCUUCGUCAAAACUCUCACCGGCAAGACGAUCACUCUCGAGGUUGAGAGUUCCGACACCAUCGAUAACGUCAAGGCUAAAAUCCAGGACAAGGAAGGAAUUCCCCCGGACCAGCAGAGGCUGAUCUUCGCCGGAAAGCAACUCGAAGACGGCCGCACCCUCGCCGAUUACAACAUCCAGAAGGAAUCGACUCUCCAUCUGGUGCUGCGUCUCCGGGGAGGUAUGCAGAUCUUUGUAAAAACCCUAACCGGCAAGACAAUCACUCUCGAGGUCGAGAGCUCCGAUACGAUUGACAACGUCAAGGCGAAAAUUCAAGACAAGGAGGGGAUUCCACCGGACCAGCAGAGGCUCAUAUUCGCUGGGAAGCAAUUGGAGGAUGGCCGGACUCUAGCGGAUUAUAAUAUUCAGAAGGAGAGUACUCUGCAUCUUGUGCUCAGGCUUCGUGGUGGGAUGCAGAUCUUCGUGAAGACUCUGACGGGGAAGACGAUCACGCUUGAGGUGGAGAGUUCUGAUACUAUUGACAAUGUCAAAGCAAAGAUUCAAGACAAGGAGGGAAUCCCACCGGACCAGCAGAGGUUGAUCUUUGCUGGAAAGCAAUUGGAGGACGGUCGCACAUUGGCGGAUUAUAACAUUCAGAAGGAGUCUACACUCCACCUUGUCCUCCGCCUCCGCGGUGGCAUGCAGAUCUUUGUGAAAACCUUAACCGGCAAGACCAUCACCCUCGAGGUCGAGAGCUCUGACACGAUCGACAACGUCAAGGCCAAGAUCCAAGAUAAGGAGGGAAUCCCGCCAGACCAGCAGAGGCUCAUCUUCGCAGGAAAGCAGCUCGAGGAUGGCCGAACUUUGGCUGAUUAUAAUAUUCAGAAGGAAUCCACACUCCACCUUGUCCUUCGUCUCCGCGGUGGUGAUUUCUGAGAUAGAUUGAUGGUG